Molecule: messenger RNA, 1191 nt
Organism: Thrips palmi
Lineage: Eukaryota; Metazoa; Arthropoda; Insecta; Thysanoptera; Thripidae
Exons: 9
Coding region: 1-1191 (396 amino acids)
Source: RefSeq, a predicted model, not a curated record
AUGAACCGCCUCCACCUGCUGGUGCUCCUGGCCGUCGGCGCGCUCGGCCUCGUCGCCCUGUGCAGCGCGGACCGCACCGAGCGCUUCUUCCCGCUGCUGGGCUUCGGGUUCGGGCCGCCGCCCCGCGCCGUGACGCCCUCGGCCUGCGUCACGCAGAACAACCUCAACGGAACCUGCUCCAGUCGCCGCAACUGUGCCGGCGUCGCCGGGGGAGUCCCUGCCGGGGACUGCGCCCGCGGGCUGGGCGUGUGCUGCGUCGUCGUGGCCACUUGCGGCGCCACCAGCAGCGCCAACUUCACGUACUUCACCAACCCGGGCUACCCGGGCACCUACCCCGGCGGCGGCCGCUGCACCGUCUCCAUCACCAAGUGCGCCGGCGUGGACCAGCUCCGACUCGACUUCCUGGACCUGACGCUGGCCCAGCCCGACGCCAACGGCUUCUGCCGAAACGACUUCCUCACCGUGUCCGGGGGCUCCUUCCCGCUGCCCAGGAUCUGCGGCGCCAACAUCGGCCAGCACAUGUACGUGGACAUCCCGGCGGGCACCAACUCGAUCGUCAUCUCCGUGGACACGGACGCGGCGGUGCGCUUCGCGCGCACCUGGAACAUCCGCGUCACCCAGAUCGAGGCGACGAACCCGAGCCACGCCCCCGCCGGCUGCCUCCAGUACUACCAGGACGCGGCCAACACCGUCUCCAGCUUCAACUACGGCAUGACCGCCAACACGGCGGUGGGACAGACACCGGCGGGCACGCGGGAAAUGGCCAACCUGGACUACAACGUGUGCGUGCGGCCCGCGGCGGGCUACUGCAGCAUCGAGUGGAGCCAGCCCACCGACGACCCGUACUCCUUCACCGUCUCCAGCGACACGGACGGCCUGGACACCACCGUCCUGGGCACCGCUAACGCCGCGUUGACGGGCAUUGCGUGCGAUGGCGACUACGUGGUGAUCCCCAACCCGAUCCAGAACCAGCUCCUCCCCACCACGUACAGCGACCGCUUCUGCGGCAAUGGCUUCGUGACCACGAGCUCCGUCACCAAGCCGUACUGGCUGGCCGUGCACACCAACAACACCGAGAUCAGCCCGGUGACGCCGCCGGUGGCGCCGGCGCUGCCGACCGCGCCGCCGGCCGACAUCGGCAACCGCGGGUUCCGGCUCAACUACCGACAACUGCCCUGUCCCAUAUUCUAA